Haliotis rubra (blacklip abalone) is the source of this 881-nucleotide messenger RNA. RefSeq names its product snaclec coagulation factor IX/factor X-binding protein subunit A-like. The coding region runs from base 178 to 807 and encodes 209 amino acids. The transcript is spliced from 5 exons. Lineage: Eukaryota; Metazoa; Mollusca; Gastropoda; Lepetellida; Haliotidae. Gene Ontology annotation, molecular function: signaling receptor activity. The record is from RefSeq and is a predicted model, not a curated record.
CAAAACCAGUUAUGGGACAACGAGUAUUAUUUACCUCAGAUACAUGGGACACGCGGUGCUGUGAGCAUCGGGUAUCGUUCUGCGGGGUGAAAGCACCAUAACCUACAGCCACUGAUGACUAAUGUGAUGACGUAAAUCCUGCUGCGGGAUCAAGCAGGAAGUAAAUGUACUGUUGCCAUGGAAAUUACACUGUCAGUCACAAUCUUGUUCCACAACCUUCUGUCCACUGACCUUGACCCUGAAGCUUCAUUGUCACGUGCUCACUGUGUUGACGUCUGCUUCUACAAUCGGACAUGCGCAUCCGUGUUCUAUGAUAGCAUCCUUGAGCUGUGCUACCAAAGUGAUCUUUGGUUCGACGAAACAGUGGAAAACCUCGUUGCGAAACAAGGGGUGUCUCAUAUUGCUUUCAGCAGGAGCGACUGUCCGAGCCAAUGGAUAUAUCAUAAACCAUCGUCCAAGUGUUUCAGGUUGAACACAAAAUCACGAUCCUAUACCGUCGCUACCAGUGAGUGCAAGGCCGAAGGAGGACGGCUCUUCAACAUCUAUAGCGCCAUGGAGGAUCAACUCGUCAUAACGCUUGUCAUCCGUGCUGGAACUGGAAUGUGGAUUGGUCUGAAGAAGGUGGACGGGGUGUUUCAGUGGCACAAAGGCACAUCUAAAAGUUAUACAAACUGGUAUUCUGGAAGUUCUGGGACAUGUGUCUUGAUGCAUGGCGCAUACCUGCAAUGGUUUAAAUAUGGGUGCAAUACUCAGCGUCCAUCUGUGUGUGAGCGGGUCCUCAACAAGCAGAACUUGUGUACCAUUUGAUAUACACUGGAGUUGAUAUUUCAUUAUCAUAUAUUGCAUGUACCUAUUGUCUUUAUGCUAUUAAAAACACUUUU